AUGUCUGAUUCCUUCGACGACGAUGACGACAUCUUCUCCGACCCCGCCGCCCUCACUGCAAUCGCGGCCAUCGAGGAGCGCGCCAUUGCUGCCUCGCAAGCACCCAAACGCGGGACAAGCCUUCAUCACCGCGUUACAGCCCCUGCAUCUCGUGGCCGCCGAGCAGCUGUCCCCGCUGUCGCCGCCGUUGCGCCGAGGAAGGCGCCUCCUCCGCUCAACACCAACCCACGCGUGACCGGUUGCGGCUUUGGAUGGGAGACUGGGGGAAAGCAUCAAGUUAGGGCAGAGCAAGCAGCUUCUCGCAACGCCACUGCUUCUGCUUCUGUCGCACCUCCACCAAGAGCCCCUCAGCAGCAGACGGACGAUGACUACCCGAUGGACGCGGUGGUCGUGAACGACAAGGGGCAGUAUGGGUUCGGAUCGAAUGACGACGACCCCAUUAUCGACCAGCGCAAACGGCCAGAGAUCAGACAGCUCGCAGAGAGCGCACCCCUACGCGCUGGCGAGCGUCCACCAUUGCCUGGAUCACAGGCGCGCCGCGAGGCCAUCGCCGCUGCCACUGCCUCCAACGCCCCUGCCCUUGGCAUGCGUGGCCCGAUCCAGCGGUCCACUUCAAGCACAUCUACGGGGGGCAUCCCCACGGACGCACCGCGUCUUGGCAACAGCCGCUCGUUAGCUCGCUCAAUCUCGACAGGAGCACAGGUGUUUGGUGGCCGUCCGCCAGCCGCCGGCUCAUCACGCGUUAGUAUUCUGCCCCCAAUCCCGUCUCAAGGCAGCAACCCACCGUCCUCUCAAGGCGCUGUCGCGCGCCGUGCCGUUAUGGAGCUCGAUGAACAGAAGCGCCUGCGCGAAGCGGCCGACACCGAGGUACUCGCCCUCAGGUCGCGAGUUGCUCUGUUGGAACGAGGAGGCGCCCGGAGUCCCUGGCGAGACGAAGUCCAGGCCGGCGACAAUGACUGGGAGACCAAGUAUGGGCAGAUUCAGCAGGAGCUAUGGGCUACUCAAGGCAAGGCGUCUACAGCAAAACGCAAUUGGGAUACGAACGAGGCCGCUCUCCGUGAUCAGAUUGAGAAGCUUCGCUCCAAGUUGCAAGACGUGGAAUCUCAGACUAGGGCGCGGGAACUUGAGGCCAAGCAGCGUGUCGAGAGCAUGAAGACGCAGGCAGUGUUUAGCAACCACAAUGCCAUCGCAUCUGCGUCCAAGGCUCGCCAGUGGUCUGGCUCUCAGCGCGCAGGUGCAACACCCAUGAAAGGUGGCUCGCCAUUACGCGACAAGAGUCUCAUGACGCCUGCACCACUUAUGCGCUCGGCUGCAAAGGGCAAAGGACGAGCCGCACCACCGCAGCGUUUCGACCACCUCACAAAUGCGUUCAACAUUACGCCGACGGUCAACUCUCGCGCCAAGCGACAGCGAACGGAGGUGCCUAGCCCAACAACCACGCCCAAGAAGCAGCAACAGCGGGUUGUUUCGCCGGUGGUUUCGCCGAUUCAAAGCCAGCAAAGCCAAGGCCGACAUGGAUCAGAUUCAGGACUGGACGAGGCCGAGUUGGACUGGCAACCGGUGUUUGAGCAGCCAGCGUUUGAAGAUGUGGUCAUGGACGAACGGGAUUCCAAACUUGAGCUGGUACACCACCUCCUCAACCACGUUACUUCGUCUUCUCUCCAAGACAACAUGCCGUCGUCUUUCAACUUGGGCCUCGCAUCUGAGCCUACCAUUCUCAGGAUCAUGAAGGCUCCCGUUCUCAUGAAUGACAUGGUCGCGGACGUCCUCGAUCUGCCGGUAUCUGCCUGGAAGGACGCCUGUCGUGAUCUCCUGCAGGUGUGCGGCGACAACAGCAGACCGUUUGACGCAAUAGCGCCAGACCUCAUGCGGACCUUUGCCCUCAUGCUCACCAUUGUCAUUGAGGCGGCAUUGGCGGAUAGGGAUACGGCGGAUGUUACUUUGACUCCGGUUCUCAUCGGUAUCCUUCGUUUCAUCGGGUCGACACUCUUGCUCUUCCCUGAGCUCGUCGAAUACAAUGGUGUAGCCAUUAUCGAAAUGACCCAGCUGCUCCGAGAGGUUGGCAGCUGCAUCACUGGACCGCAAGCCUUGGUCGUCCAAUCGCGCUGGGACAAGAAGGAAAAGGAGACACUGGAGGCUGACGUGCCCGCCAACCAGCGUCCCUCGGCCCUGUGUCUUGGCGAACUCGCAGACGCAGUCGUUGAGGUCGGAGAGGCCAUCUGCCUCGCCGACGUCAAGUGUGUCUGGACCUCUGACCAGCUCGCGUAUCUGAUACUUGCGUUCACCAAGGACGACGACCCGAGGACUGUCCGCCGCGGACUGGAUCUCUUUGUCGCUGCGUCGUGUCGCCAAGACCACUUCCGUGCCAUCAUCUUCCCGCCGGACAGCUUCCCCGGCGACGUACCUGUCAUUGACCGCGUUGCACGCUUCCUCGUCAACGGACAUCCCAAGAUGGAGGCUGCGCAGGUCACCACGUUGUCGCUCUCCAUUCUCGGCUCCCUGUUCAUGCUCUCGCGUUCUGACGCCGACGCCACUGUCCUCAUGACCGAGCACUCGGUGCUUGUCCCGGCUAUUCUUACGAUACUCCACCGCGAGAGUACAAGAAUUUGGGGCGUGCGCGCCCAAGACAAGACAAAGUACAACCCGCUCACCAUCCUGUCCCCUGCAAUCGCCUUGCUGCACCACCUCGUCUUCCCUCCCCCAUUGUCCAAUAACAUUCACGACGCCGGCCAAACCCGUGCAGUACCUGUGGAGGACAAGCGCCUCUUUGACGGCCCUCUGCCACAGGGCGUCGACCUCGCGCGCCGCCUCAACGAAGCAAGCUCGACCAAAGAGUUCAACGGCCUGCAGCACGUCUUUCUCACUGCACUGGGAAGCAUGGCGUAUGCCGAGUACGCCGACAUGGACGAGAGCAAGUGGGAGAACUCGUCACCUGGCACAACGUCUCUGCCUUCCGACCAUGCGAGUGACCUGCGCGCCAUCCAGUUCAUCGCGCAGGAUCUGCUCGAUGCUGUCGUUGAAGGUCCAGAGGGCGACCAGGUGUACGAGCUGUACGUCGACGACGACGACCACGGAGCUGCAAACAUGCCUCCUCCAGGAGGCUCUGCUGUUCAGCAGGCCGAGGACGUGGAUGAGGAGGACGAGGAACGCAUGAUUGGCGACGCAGAGCAGUGGGAAGCACCGCAGAGUCCCGUCUACCACUACAUAUCUGACGAUUGA
This is a messenger RNA of Apiotrichum porosum, 3219 nucleotides long. RefSeq lists its product as uncharacterized. Bases 1 to 3219 code for a protein of 1072 amino acids. The transcript has 10 exons. Lineage: Eukaryota; Fungi; Basidiomycota; Tremellomycetes; Trichosporonales; Trichosporonaceae. The record is from RefSeq and is a predicted model, not a curated record.